GUGUGUGUGAGUGAAAAAAAAUAUUUGCAGUAAAACGAAAACAAUACAUAAAAUUAAGGAAGAAAAAAUCGAAAAUAAACAUAUUUUAAUAAUUAUCUUGCCUAAAUUUCGUAAACAAAAAUGAAUUUAAUUAAUGGCAUUAAAUUGUAUAUAGAAAAAAUGUGCUCGGAAUCGGGGCCGGGCAUGAAAACUAUGCUAUUGGAUAAAGAAACGACCAGUAUUAUAUCUAUGGCAUUUUCACAAUCGGAUAUGUUGCAACGGGAGGUGUAUCUGUUUGAACGUAUUGAUUCGGGACGUUCCAAUGAGCGCAUGAAAUAUCUAAAAUGUAUUGUUUUUAUUAGGCCAACUAAGCAAAAUAUACAGCUAUUGGCCCAAGAGUUAAGGAGUCCGAAAUAUGGUUCAUAUUUUUUGUAUUUCAGCAACAUUAUACCCCGCACCGACAUCAAAUACUUGGCUGAGUGCGAUGAAAGCGAAUCGGUGCGUGAAGUAAAAGAAUUAUAUGCCGACUAUUUGGGUGUUAAUCCCAAUUUAUUUUCCCUUAACAUUCCUGUCUGCAUGCAGAGACUCAAUUGGUUGCCAGAAGCUUUAACACGUUCCGUACAGGGCAUCGUUUCGGUCUUGCUCUCACUGAAACUUAAUCCCGUUAUACGUUAUAGAGCAGGUUCAACGGCCGCACAAACAUUGGCUAAACAAGUGUUUGAACAAAUAACAAAGGAAUCCUCUUUGUUCGAUUUUCGUAAUCAUGAAAAUGGAGCAGCACCUCCUUUGCUUUUGAUUUUAGAUCGCAGAGACGAUCCAGUGACCCCUUUACUGCAUCAAUGGACCUAUCAGGCUAUGGUGCAUGAACUGUUAACCAUACGCAACAAUCGUGUGGAUUUGUCGGAAAAUCAGGGUGUUCCCAAAGACUUUAAGGAGCUGGUGUUGUCGGGAGAUCAAGAUGAAUUUUAUGCCAAAAAUAUGUAUGCCAAUUUUGGUGAAAUCGGUUCGACCAUUAAGAAUCUUAUGGAAGAAUUUCAGCGUAAAACUAAAGACCAAAAAAAGGUGGAAAGUAUUGCGGAUAUGAAAAAUUUCAUAGAAACUUAUCCGCAGUUUAAGAAAAUGUCGGGCACCGUGCAAAAGCAUUUGUGCAUAAUGGGUGAGCUGUCAUCGAUGACAACAAAACGUAAUCUCUUCGAGGUAUCAGAAUUGGAACAAGAAAUUGCCUGUAAAGCUGAACAUUCCCAACAAUUGCAACGCAUUAAAAAGCUAAUCGCUGAUGAACGCAUUUCCAUAGAAGAUGCUCUAAAAUUAGUGGCUUUAUAUGCCUUGCGCUAUGAACGCCAUGCUAAUUGUGAUACCUCCAGUUUAUUGCAAAUCCUUAAAAUGAGAGCUGGCCAAACUCACAUAAUACCCAGUCUUAUAGAAUAUGCUGGUACCCAUAUGCGUCAAGGAGAACUAUUUAAUUUGGUGCGCAUAACAGAUGCCGUCAAAUUGACACGUAAUCUUAUAAAGGGUUUAAAGGGUGUGGAAAAUGUUUUUACCCAACACACACCGCUGCUAAAAGAGACUUUAGAGGAUGUUUUCAAAGGUCGCGAAUUAGAUCCUAUCUAUCCAGCCAUAAAUUCAGAGCUAGUACCAUUCCGCCGUCCACCCCAAGAAGUUGUAGUGUUUAUUGUGGGAGGUACAACCUAUGAGGAAGCUUUGGCUGUUCAUCAAUUGAACAAUGUGGGCUAUCGUGUUAUAUUGGGCGGUACGACCAUUCAUAACUCUCAGAGUUUUGUUAAUGAAGUUUUGGCUGCCACCGAUGGUAUGCAAUUUAAGCAUACAAAAACUAUGUUAAAACAUUAUGCUUCGACAGAAAACUAUUAAGUUUUCAGACACUCGUAUAUUUAUACCAUUUUUUUAGAUAAAUUAUUAUACAGAUUCUUUAUAUAUUAAUGUAUUUAUAAAUAUUAUUAAAUAUAUGCAUACACGGUAUAUUUAUGUUAUACAAUUUAAAAUAUUAAUAUCAUUAAUGCAAACAGAUUAAACUAUUAUUUAUAAUCCCAUGCAACAAUAAAUAAUUCAAAAAAA
Molecule: messenger RNA, 2052 nt
Organism: Calliphora vicina (urban bluebottle blowfly)
Lineage: Eukaryota; Metazoa; Arthropoda; Insecta; Diptera; Calliphoridae
Gene: Vps45
Product: vacuolar protein sorting 45
Exons: 3
Coding region: 121-1848 (575 amino acids)
Biological process (GO): intracellular protein transport; vesicle-mediated transport
Cellular component (GO): Golgi membrane
Source: RefSeq, a predicted model, not a curated record